AUCAACUCACGGGCUGAAGUCACCAUAGCAACAGUUUGUUGUAGUCUGCUGGCAGAAGAUGAGACUCAAACGGUUUCUUCUUAGAUAUUAUCCACCAGGUAUAAUCCUGGAAUAUGAGAGAGGAGGCUAUUUGAGGACCAAGUCCAUCGAUCUUCUGGAUUUGACACCUGAAACAAAUCCGGAUGAGCUGCUGUCAGAAAUCCGACAAUCAGAGCCUCUGAUCACAGAGUCUCGUGCUGAACAGGUCAAAGAGUUAGUUCUUCGACUCCAACAGAAACAGGGUCAGCAGGACCACCACAGGUUCUGUUUCUGCAAGGAGUUGAAGGCACACAUAUUGCCUCUGACAAAUGUUGCCUUUGACAAAUCUGGAUCAAGGUUCAUAACCGGGAGUUAUGACAGGACAUGCAGAGUUUGGGACACCGCAUCUGGCACAGAGCUGCACACACUCGAGGGUCACAAAAACGUAGUAUAUGCAAUCGCAUUCAACAAUCCCUAUGGAGACAAGAUUGCCACCGGCUCUUUCGAUAAGACUUGCAAACUGUGGUGUGCAGAGACUGGCAAAUGUUUCCAUACGUUUCGUGGACACAGGGCUGAAAUAGUGUGCCUGGCAUUCAACCCUCAGAGCACACUGGUGGCCACAGGCAGCAUGGAUGCCACGGCAAAGCUGUGGGAUGUGGAAAGUGGGGAGGAGGUGGCCACGCUGACUGGCCACACUGCAGAGGUCCUCUCUUUGUGCUUCAACACCGUCGGCGAUCACCUUGUCACCGGAUCCUUUGACUACACAGUCGCUAUAUGGGAUGUUGCUUCCAAAAGACGUGUUCACACUCUGAUAGGUCACAUUGGAGAAAUAAGUAAUGUUCAGUUUAACUGGGAUUGCUCGCUCAUAGUCUCUGGUUCCACUGACAAAACGUGUAAGCUGUGGGAGGCAGUCAGUGGGAAGUGUGUGGCCACCCUGGUUGGACACACGGAGGAGGUGUUGGAUGUGAGUUUUGAUUUAAGCGGUCAACUUAUUGCUACAGCUUCUGCCGACGGUACAGCAAGAGUAUUCAGUGCAACAACACAUGAGUGUCUGGUGACGCUGAAGGGCCAUGAUGGGGAAAUCUCUAAGAUCUGUUUCAGCCCCCAGGGCAGCAGGGUCCUGACGGCCAGCUCAGACAAGACAGCCCGUCUGUGGGAUGCUCAGUCCGGAGCCUGCCUCCAGAUCCUGGAGGGCCACACCGACGAGAUCUUCUCCUGUGUCUUCAACUAUGAGGGAGAUGCCAUCAUUACAGGCAGCAAGGAUAACACAUGUCGGAUCUGGUACUGACCCUUCCCUGGACCCAUCACAGGCUCAGAUGCACAUUACCAUGGACACAGGAAACAAGUGUGGAUUACCAUCCAAUAAAACAAACAUUAAAGAUCUAAAACAUU
Messenger RNA from Girardinichthys multiradiatus, 1410 nucleotides. It is a transcript of the gene daw1, whose product is annotated as dynein assembly factor with WDR repeat domains 1. Gene Ontology annotation, biological process: mRNA splicing, via spliceosome. Lineage: Eukaryota; Metazoa; Chordata; Actinopteri; Cyprinodontiformes; Goodeidae. The transcript has 13 exons. The record is from RefSeq and is a predicted model, not a curated record. Gene Ontology annotation, cellular component: U4/U6 x U5 tri-snRNP complex. Bases 59 to 1306 code for a protein of 415 amino acids. Gene Ontology annotation, molecular function: U4 snRNA binding; U6 snRNA binding; protein binding.